Molecule: messenger RNA, 947 nt
Organism: Striga asiatica
Lineage: Eukaryota; Viridiplantae; Streptophyta; Magnoliopsida; Lamiales; Orobanchaceae
Source: the annotation of a GenBank genome assembly
UUUUUAUUAUUUUUUUUAAUGUAGACAAUACCUCACCAUUAAUUUUGAGCAAUAAAUAGUUUUUAGAAUGGGAAAUCAAAUUAUAAGAGAAAUUUGAGUUUUCUAGAAUUAUAAUUUAGUUACAAUUAUUCAAAAUAUUGCCAGUUUGUUGGAUCUGAUUCGUAAAAGGUAACUCACAGUUAGGUCACGACAAGGAUCAGAAACAAGCACCCAAUUGUACAUAAGAAAAGUGAAAUCGCAAGUUCGUAGAACGAGAGAUGAGAGAGAUCUCAAGUCUGAAAGGAUUUCGUCUUCUCGCCUUCUUAUCAGCAAUUUUCCUGCUUUUCGUUUCAGCUUAUGCUGAUGAAUCAUCAACUCCAAAAAAUGGAAAAAACACGGAAUCAAAUGGCGGCAGCAAUGGAUCUAAGAUAGCACUUGUAUGUGUGGCCAUUGUGGCUGUUGGCCUGCUAUCAUUCUUCCUUUUCAGAUUUUGGCAAAAGAAGAAACGUGAAGAGCAGUACGCUCGCUUGCUGAAGUUGUUUGAGGAGGAUGAUGAACUUGAGGUGGAGCUUGGCCUACGCGAUUGAGUGGGUUUACUUUAAUGUUUAUUUAGGGAUCUGUGUGAAGAAAGAUAUAUGGAUGGGAACACUCGGCAUGCUGGAUAUAAGGACACUGAGAAUUGGAUGCUACAAAACACAAGGUGUCGUGAAGGCAUUUUAGAUUGUAGGCUGUCGCAUAUGUAUUGAAACUAUUGUACUUGGAAUUUGUAGGCAUUCAUUUGUGGAGACUGUGUAUACAUAUAUGGUGGUUCUUGGUUGCAAUAAAUUUUGAAUAGUCUGGAACUGCAGUUUGCUCUGUGUGUAUAUUUGACAACUUAUGUCCAUAUUGGAAGUUUUGCUCUCUCAGUGUGUCUUGUGACAAAGGUCUCGAUUAUUACUCGAUAAAAUGACCCAUUAUGACUAUUUAUA